Molecule: messenger RNA, 811 nt
Organism: Danaus plexippus (monarch butterfly)
Lineage: Eukaryota; Metazoa; Arthropoda; Insecta; Lepidoptera; Nymphalidae
Gene: Prosbeta1
Product: proteasome subunit beta type-6
Exons: 4
Coding region: 109-783 (224 amino acids)
Cellular component (GO): proteasome core complex
Molecular function (GO): threonine-type endopeptidase activity
Source: RefSeq, a predicted model, not a curated record
AUUUUGUCGGAAUCAUGACGUUUGUUUUAUGUUGACAGCAGUUUACCGCAUCUAUAUCGUGACUUUCAAAAUUUGUUACUACAAAUUGUUUUAAAGAAAUUAAUAACUAUGGCUGCCUCAGUGGUUGAUACGUACACAGACCCGUCAAUGAGCUGGAUGAAUGCUCCUCACAGCACCGGCACGUCCAUAAUGGCCUGUGAGUUCGACGGUGGAGUUAUAAUUGGAGCGGACUCUCGAACUACCACCGGUGCAUACAUCGCUAAUAGAGUCACGGACAAACUCACGAGAAUUACUGAUCACAUCUAUUGCUGCCGCUCCGGCUCUGCUGCGGACACCCAAGCUAUUGCCGAUAUUGUUACUUAUCAUCUCAAUUUUCAUAAGAUGGAGCUCAGUGAACCCCCACUGGUACAAACUGCAGCAGCAAUCUUCCGAGAACUUUGUUACAAUUACCGUGACUCACUAGUGGCUGGUAUCCUGGUUGCUGGUUGGGAUAAAAAGAAAGGAGGCCAAAUCUACUCUGUACCCAUUGGCGGGAUGGUACAACGCCAAGCUGUGUCCAUCGGAGGAUCAGGAUCUACAUAUGUUUAUGGUUACGUCGAUGCCAACUUCAAGCCUAACAUGUCUAAGGAAGAGGCUAAAAAGUUUGUAACAAAUACUCUGACUCUGGCCAUGUUGAGAGACGGUUCAUCGGGAGGUGUUGUAAGACUUGGCGUUAUUACCGAGGCUGGUGUUGAGAGAUCAGUGAUCCUCGGUGAUGAAUUGCCCAAAUUCUAUGAGGGUUGAUUUUUAAUAUAAGGUUGCUAAUUUUGAA